Messenger RNA from Entrophospora sp. SA101, 1536 nucleotides. NCBI's taxonomy places the organism in Eukaryota, Fungi, Glomeromycota, Glomeromycetes, Entrophosporales, Entrophosporaceae. The record is from the annotation of a GenBank genome assembly.
AUGCUAUUGGAAAAUUACAACAGGCUUGUUAAUAAUUAUAAUGAUCUAAAAAAUGACAACAAUAAUCUAAGUAAUAAAAUUGAAAAUAUGUCAAUAGUAAUGAAUAAUUUGUUAGAAGAAAUGAAAAGUAUUAAUAGGAAUAAUAGUAGUAAUGAAUAUCAAGUUACGGAGAAUAUUAAGAGAAUAAUCAAAGAUGCAUAUCGACGAGACUUGUUUGUCAAAGAGAAAUAUCCUCAAGAUGUAGUUAUUGAAAAAUUCACUCGUCAAACAUUAAUGAACAAUUUUCCAGAUGACGAAAGAUACAGUGAAAGAGAGAAGUGGGAUGUUGUGUGGUUUACUCUUAGAGGACCUUCUUUAGAAUUGUUUAGAAUAAUUAGAGGGAACGCUGUGAGAAGAAUUAAAACUACAUUAUUUCAAAAAUUUAAGAAGUUGGAGGCGAUAAACAAUGACGCGUCUAUGAAUCAAAUAUUGGAGUGGAAAAACAAAAAACCAACAAGAGAUGUUCUCUUAUUAUUAAAUGAAAUUGAGGAAGAUGAAGAUCGAACUUAUUUAGAAGUCAUUACACGACUUGCAUUUUCUCAUGAUAAAGAUAAUAAAAUUAUGACAACAGAAAGUGAGAGUAGCGGUGGUAUCGUUAGAAUAAUUAAAGAUUUAGCCAGUGGAACUGUCGGAGGAAUUUGCCAAGUGUUAGUUGGGCAGAGACUCCAAACGCAACCAACACCAAAACUUGGUGAACAACCAAGGUUUACUGGAAUGUUGGAUUGUGUUCAAAAAACCAAGAAAAAUGAAGGAUUUAGAGCUUUUUACAAGGGAACUACAACUCCAUUGGUUGGUGUUGGUGCAUGUGUUUCCAUUCAAUUUGGGGCAUUGGAAUUUAUGAAAAGGUUCUUUAACGAAAGGAAUGGAUACACUGGUGGUUUAACUAGCCCUCAAUUAUAUUUAGCUGGUGCCAUCGCAGGAAUUGCUAAUUCUGUGGUGUCUGGUCCUGUUGAACAUAUUCGUACACGACUUCAGGUUCAAAUCACAUCCACCACUGAUAUUAAACCAUCAUCAAAAGCAGUUUCAACAAAAAUAUACUCUGGGCCAAUUGAUUGCAUUAGGCAGAUAUAUUCUUCAUAUGGCAUGAAGGGAAUAUAUAAAGGACAAACCAUAACAAUGAUUCGAGAAUUUCAAGGUUAUGGUGCGUACUUUCUUGUUUACGAAUAUCUUUUUCAAAAAGCAAUGUCAAGAGAGCAAAAGAAACGCAGCGAGAUUGAAAGUUGGAAAUCGUGUUUAUAUGGCGCGGCAGCAGGAUAUGGAAUGUGGUUGUCAGUUUACCCAGUGGAUGUGAUUAAAAGUAAAAUACAAACUGACGGAUUUAGUGGAGAGGAAAGACAAUAUAAAGGAAUAAUAGAUUGCGCCAGAAAAACUUUUCGCAAAGAAGGAAUCAAUGGAUUCUUCAAGGGUUUUGGUACUUGUAUUCUACGUGCUGGUCCUGUUAAUGCAUCUACUUUUGUGGCAUUCGAAAUGGCAAUGAGAGUCUUUGAUAAAUUAUAA